AUGGAGGCGUAUCGGUUCGGCUUCGACCUGCCGGCGGCGAACAAGUUCGACCCGACGGAGGCCGACAUCGUGGCGCGGUACCUCCUCCCGCGCGCCGUCGGGUUCCCGAACCCGCACGGGCACGCCGUCAUCGACGCCGACCCCUGCAGCUGCCCGCCGUGGGAGCUCAUGCGCCGCCACGGCCACGCCGGCAGCGACCACGCCUUCUUCGGGCGCCCGCGCAGCCAGGACAGGAAGAGGAUCGUCCGCGCCGUCGGCCCCGGCGAGGACGGCGUCGGCGGCACGUGGGACGGGCAGAAGAGCGGCGCCACCCGCCUCGUCCUCUCCCGCGCCGGCGGCGGCGCCGCCGCCCCACGGCUGGAGGUCACGUACAAGCGCCACAACCUGUCCUACUACCACGGGCCCCAGCCCCCAGAAGAUCCGGACCAGCGGCUGGGUCAUGCCGACGCCGACGCCGUCGCCGGGCACCAGGUCGUUAUCCCCCCGGGCCCGGACCAGCCGGGCCCGAGCAACUACUGCGAGGUUGAGGAGCAUGGCGGUGCCGUGGGGGACACGGGUGGCUACUAUGCCGACGACGACGGCAGCCAGUACUUGAACCAGGACCUGAGCUGCUACAUGCUGUACGACGGCGAUGGCAGCGGCGACGGUGACUACCUUUUCAACGUCGGCGACGACAAUAGCUUUCAGUGUCCCGACGGCGGCAAUGGAGGCUGA
This is a messenger RNA of Panicum virgatum (switchgrass), 714 nucleotides long. RefSeq lists its product as uncharacterized. The record is from RefSeq and is a predicted model, not a curated record. The transcript has 2 exons. Gene Ontology annotation, molecular function: DNA binding. Lineage: Eukaryota; Viridiplantae; Streptophyta; Magnoliopsida; Poales; Poaceae. The coding region runs from base 1 to 714 and encodes 237 amino acids. Gene Ontology annotation, biological process: regulation of DNA-templated transcription.